Molecule: messenger RNA, 1086 nt
Organism: Sander lucioperca (pikeperch)
Lineage: Eukaryota; Metazoa; Chordata; Actinopteri; Perciformes; Percidae
Exons: 4
Coding region: 90-782 (230 amino acids)
Biological process (GO): cell surface receptor signaling pathway; cellular response to lipopolysaccharide; positive regulation of T cell proliferation
Cellular component (GO): external side of plasma membrane
Source: RefSeq, a predicted model, not a curated record
GAGAAAAGGGAUCAGACUCACAAACUGGAACUCUGCCCUCUGGUCUCCUGGUUUGGAUCUUAAAUGACUGAAGACACACAAGGGAGAAGAUGAUCUGCAGCAUCCUGCUGCUCAUCAUCCUGACCUCCUGUGUCUCUGGAACAUUUGUAGUGAAUGUGACCCAGACCUCCUAUCAGGCAGAGGAGAACCACGACAUCACACUGGAGUGGACCUUCACAACCAACCCUCACAGUUCCUCCAACUCUCUUAAUAUCUUCUGUGAACUGAUAACUGAUCUCAAGAAUCCAGUCCUGUUUCAUCUCCAUGAAGGAGUUGAGGUCCCAGAGUCUCAGGAUGAACAGUUUGCAGGACGAGUCCAGUGGGACAAAGACGUUCUCAGAGAAGGACGACUCAGACUUCAUGUGUCCAGACUCAGGACUGAAGACUCGGGACUGUACAAGUGUCAAGUAAUCACAAGUCAUGGGAGUAACUCUGGUAAAUGUUGGCUCAAUGUCACUGCAGCUGCUGAUGAGCCCAAACCUCAGAGACCAACAGUGAGACCAGAACCAAAGAGUCUGAAAAACAUCUGGAUCCUCUACGUUAGACUGACAGCAGCAGCAGUGCCAGCAGCCUCUGUACUGAUUCUCUGUCUCUUGUCUUUCAAUCCUUGUUUUACUAAAUCUACUGUUAAUAAAAGAAAUCACCCACAGUUUGCAGCUGUACAGAUGUCGAGUUUAUCAGAGAAAGGAGCCAUCAGGACUAACAGAACCCAGUCUGGAGGACCCUCUUUAAAUGAGUCGUAAAUGAGAACAUAAAGUCACAGUCAUAAAAGUCACAGUCAUAAAAACUAAAUCAGACUCCUAGAGUCUGUCCUCCUUCUGUUCUUAGUGUCAGAAAACUAUUUGAUAUAAAAUGUAUAUUAUUAUGUUUUAAAUAUUGUUCAUGUAAAUAUGUACUACUUGUUUCAGUCUAAAUUGUUAUUACAGCAGAAAUAACUAAUAUCAGUGUAAAUAAUGCUUUCAUUGAGUGAAGUGUUUGGCAGCUUUUAAAUAAUCAAGGAAUACAACUUGGUGACCUUUUCUUAAAUAAAAAAAAUAAUAAAAAUGA